AUGCGAGCCGUCGCCUGGCUCGGCCAACCCUACAACGUGUCCGUGAUUGAUAUGCCCGUUCCGAGCAUCAUAAACCAGACAGACGCGGUUGUCCGCAUCACCACCUCAGCAAUUUGCGGCUCUGACCUCCAUUUCUACCACGGGUACACGGGGGCUGCCAACGUGCCUUGGGGCCUCGGCCAUGAGGCUGUUGGGUACAUCUCCGAGAUUGGCGAUGAUGUGUCCUCUCUGCAGGUUGGAGACUAUGUUAUUAUCCCGGACAAUGCACACGAUGGGCAUUAUGGUCAGGAUCACCCGCUUUCGUUCGGAAGCGGGUCCCCUGACUAUGGUGGUUUGCAAGCCGAAUAUGCCCGUGUUCCAUUCGCGGACAUGAGCCUGAUCCCAAUCCCCUUCAACAACGGCACCGGAAACGCAACCAAGGAACUCGACUACCUCAUGAUCUCGGACAUAUUCUCCACGGGCUGGCAAGCCCUAACCUACAGUGGUUUCCAGCCCGGCGACACCGUGGCCGUCUUCGGCGCAGGCCCCGUAGGUCUCAUGGCCGCAUACUCUGCCAUGCUCCGCGGUGCUUCACGCGUUUACUCAGUGGACCAAGUGCCCAGCCGUCUGCAACUCGCUUCUUCGAUCGGCGCUAUACCUAUCAGCUUCAACACCUCCGACCCCGUGGAGCAGAUCCUAUCCCUUGAACCCAACGGCGUCACUCGUGCUCUAGACUGCGUUGGCUUCGAGGCCGUCAACGCCACAGGGCAUCGCACCGACGGAAUCGUCCCGCGCAACCUCCUCUCCGUCGCAGCACAGCAAGGCGGGAUCGCCAUUGCGGGUGUAUACACCGGCGGUGGGAAUAGUACCCAGGGCGCACCAUUCGCGGAUCAGAUUCCUGCCCAGGUUCCUUUAUCCGUUGCGUCGUUGUGGGGGAAGGCGCUUACCGUGGGCAGUGGGAUUGUACUGCCGCUGGAACAUGCGCAGGAGCUCGUUGACCUUGUUGCUGCGGAUCGCGCGACGCCGAGCUUUGUGGUCAGCGCGGUUAUUGAUAUUGAGGAUGCGCCGGGGUUUUAUAGGCGGUAUAGUGACCAUUUGGAAAAUAAGAUUGUCAUUCGGUUUCCGUGA
This is a messenger RNA of Aspergillus puulaauensis, 1107 nucleotides long. RefSeq names its product glutathione-independent formaldehyde dehydrogenase. Gene Ontology annotation, molecular function: oxidoreductase activity; zinc ion binding. The coding region runs from base 1 to 1107 and encodes 368 amino acids. The transcript is spliced from 2 exons. Lineage: Eukaryota; Fungi; Ascomycota; Eurotiomycetes; Eurotiales; Aspergillaceae. The record is from RefSeq and is a predicted model, not a curated record.